Messenger RNA from Anopheles coustani, 11625 nucleotides. RefSeq names its product protein sickie (gene sick). Gene Ontology annotation, biological process: neurogenesis; nervous system development. Bases 1 to 9624 code for a protein of 3207 amino acids. Gene Ontology annotation, molecular function: protein binding; ATP hydrolysis activity; ATP binding. The record is from RefSeq and is a predicted model, not a curated record. The transcript is spliced from 20 exons. NCBI's taxonomy places the organism in Eukaryota, Metazoa, Arthropoda, Insecta, Diptera, Culicidae.
AUGAUAGCGAACGGAGACGGUAGGAUUCCACCACCGCCGACAACGCUCACCACUUCCGGCGAGGCUUGUUCGGGUGUCCCGUGGGAGUCGUCGCACUCGUCGGAGUCCAGCGGCAACACGGGCACGGUCAAACGGAGGCCGAAUUCGUUGGAACCGAAGGAAAAAACACCCUCACCGACGGAGAGUGGGGUGGAAAUUUCCAACCCACCGGUGGUGCAAGACGGGAACGAUGUCGGUCGGGGGGAAGAAUGUGAAAAUGGCACCGGUAAGGAGGGUUCGAAGAAAUCCUCUGUCCUCCAAUCGGCAAUCAAAUCUCCACCGGUCGGUGGCGAUGGUCCCAAUACGGCUGUGGACCGAAGGAAAACGUUAAGUGAAUCAAAGUUCGGCGCUUCUAAGGCGACUUCCAGGUUGGACGAUUCGAGGUUGAAAUCCAAGCUGAAGCCACCGAGCGUUUUACAACGAACUUCCUCAGGAAAAGUUGAUCCGAAAAGUAGCACCACCAUGAAGAGUAGUGCCGCAGGUGGUGGUGGUUCGAGGGAGAAGAAAGUGUCAUCACCACCAUCAGGAGGUGCAACUGAUACGGGUGGUGGUUCGGUGGGGGCACGUGCACCGAAGAAGGUUUCCUUCAUCCCGAGUCUUUCGAUGAACGUCUCGGCAACAAGCGUGGCCCCGGGAGGAAACGUUCGUACAAGCGCUGUCAAAACGAUUCUACGCACUCGACAAGUUCAACAAUCGCCGCAACAGCAACUACUGGCCGAAGGUUCGUCGACGGUGGAGUACAAAGAACUGUACCGUGAUUAUCCCCUACCGGCACCCCCUUACCGCGAACCACCUCCAGCUCCGGCUUCCCCGAAUGUUGGAACGACAGUGAGGCGCUCCGAGCCGAAACAAAUCUCUGACGAGCAGCAGCAGAUUGUCCCGGUGGAACCCACGAAAGGCGAGGAUGUUAGUGCGGUGGUGCGUUCGAAGCUGAAGGGCUUCGGUUUGGGUAAGCUGAUAUCGUCCCACGGUAUCGGUCAGGAGAGGAUAAAAAAUACCAAUAAUUACGUGACGUUACCACCGUCACCGAAAGCGUCAGGUCGUGUUAUGUCUUCCAAGGGCACAGGAGACCUUCCAGCCCUUCCCCAACCGACGGCGGUCGCUUCCGGUGGAGAGAAACCACGGCAACCGUCCCCCGACGACAUUCUGGCCAAGCCGGAGUUCAGUUCGUCACUGUUCAAGAACAUCCCGGUGCGACAGAAGAAGGGCACGGUGCCGCAUCUCGAGAACUACUGCCUGUUCGAUCCGUCGGUGGAUUUCUUCAACGAGAAGGAACACAAAAUGCGCGCCAUCCCGGAAUCGGUCGAGCUGGCGGAUCAGGUCCUGUACCAGGAUCAUCUCAUCUACGACGCCGUGGUCGAUCGGGACUCGGACAACUACUUCACCAUCGAGCCGGAGUCGCUCGAGAUCGAGGUGAAGAACCGGCUGUCGCUGGAGCGGGUGGAGGAGAAGAUCGAUGAGAUUUUCAACAAAACACGCACCGGCUCGUCCUCCUCCAGCUCGACGAGUGGCUCGAGCCCGGACUACCCGUCCAUGUUCAACUCGGUGAUUGAGACGCCCUCGUCGAACCUGGAGUCGACCGACGAGAGCGACUACGGGUUCCGGAAUCGACUGAUGGAAAAUCUGAAGGUGUUGGCUGUGCCAAAGUCCAUAUCGGGUUCGAUCCCCGACGAAGGACAGGAGGAAGGUGAAGGCGAGUUGGAGGAGGACGAAAGCAACGGGGCGGCAUGUGGCGGAGAUGCGACAGGAAGUAGGACGACGAUGCGGCAAUCACCUCCCUCACCCUCGGUCUACUACGGCGUGGUGUUGAAAGCCAGUUCCGCCGUUUCCCGCCUUGAGCGGGUUCAUCAGCAGCAAUCAAUGUCGGUGCCAAACUCUCCCCUCCUCCAGCAUCGUCUUCAGCAGCAGCACCAGCAGGCGAUGAAGCAGCUCCGAAAAUGUGAUGAAUCAUCAUCGUCUUCCUCGUCGGCCAACGUUUCACCGCCCGCCGCCUCUUCCAGCUUACAGAACGAAGGCCGAUCCCUUAUGCGACAAAACACCUUUACUUGCGGCACGGAGGGCACCGUCGCCAGUUGUAGCAACUCCGGCACGCUGCAAACCCAGGGGACACCGAAGGCAAUCAACAACACUUCGCCCUCGCCACCGUCCCUGAGCGGCGAGGAAGAGAAGCCGCCUCAGCAGAGAGUGACAAAAAUUAAAUCCGAAAGCCCCGGAACUCCCGGAAGUGGUUCGGGAGGAAAGGUGUCCAAUUUACUUCCCCUGCUGCGGAGUACGUUUGCGUUGGAUCCGCUCAAGUCCAGCUUCUCGUUACCCCAGCUCCCGACCGGAGGAAGUAGUGCGAACCAGCACCAUCAUCACCGGGCGUCGGCAACGGGAGCGAUAAGUAAGACGCAACCACCACCGGCCGUUGUUACGUCCAACGGUCAUCAGCAGCAUCGGAACGGUUCGCUCGACUCGACGCCCCUGUUCAAUCGGCUGCGGAAACGUGAGCGUCCCCUGUCGAACCACAGCGACGCCGAUAGUGGAUUCCUGAGUCCGGCAACGCCGCCCGACUCGAACGGGGCGACUCUGCUGGCCGCCGUCACCAGCGAGGAGAUGGCCAAAGGUGGGUCGCUGUCGUCCAACUCGGAUGCAGUAGUGUUGGAGCAGUGUGACAGCAUCCAGGAGCUCAUACAGAUCUACACCGACUGGGCCAACUACUAUCUGGAGCGGGCGAAAUCGAAAAAGAAAGUCUCCGACCUGUCCGCCGACUGUCGCGAUGGUCUGCUGCUGGCCGAAGUUAUCGAAGCGGUCACUACCUUCAAAGUACCUGAUUUGGUGAAGAAACCAAAAACUGCUCAGCACAUGUACGAAAACGUGAAUUCCUGUCUCACCGUGCUGCGGCAGCAUCAAGUUGGAGGCUUGGAAUCGGUCACCCCGAACGACAUCUGCAGCGGACGACUGAAGGCGGUGCUAUCACUCUUCUUCGCUUUGAGUCGAUACAAACAAGCGACGAAGCAGAAAUCGUCACUUCAGCUACAACCACCACAGCAACUCCAUCAACAGCAGCAGCAACAGCAGACGAAAGUGGAAAUUCAUGCCGUUCCAGCAGAAAUGACCAACCGACAACUUCCGGUCCCGUACGCAAAGGCCGGCGUCAAUGGCGGCACAGCGAUUCCGCUACCGGCGACCGUGCUCGUCACGAGACGAUGUCCACCGGAUAAAGUGCGCCCACUGCCACCGACACCUAACCAGCAGACGGGGUUACAUGGCGGCCUACAGAAGCACACCCUCGGCGGUGGUGCCGGUGGCGUCUCCAACAGUACGCCAUCCGACGGCAAUAGCUGCCCGGGGAGCCCCCAGCACAACGGUACCGCGAUAAUCACGCAAAUCCCGAAAGGAAACAAUAGCCUACGCCUGCCACAAGGGGCCAAUUGUAAAAUUCCUGCCAGCCCGUACUCGGCCGCGACGGGGAACGCGGCCACCCUGCAGCACAACAACCACCACAACAACAAUAACAACACCAUCACGCUGCUGCCGAAUGGCAACGUGACGAACAUUCCGGCCAAUCCCGCCCAGAACCACCAGAAGCACUCGAUGCUGGACAAGUUCAAGCUGUUCAACAGCAAGGAAAAGCAGGACCGGGCGGCCCAGAAGUCGCAGAUCUCGAAGCGCACCAGCUCGAGCAGUGGCUUCUCGUCGGCCCGCAGCGAACGCAGCGACUCCAGCCUCAGCCUCGACAAUGGCCACCCGACGACGACGACGACGGCCAUUCCGGGCGCGAAGAUUAAAGAGUCCGGCCUGAAGAAGCUCGACUCGGGGGCGAAGUCAUCGUCGACGGUGUCGUCCGCCGCGUCCAAGUCCUCCACGAAGCUGAUUUCGUCCAAGUCGAGCUCGAAGGAGGCGGCCAAGGCGGCGGCGAAGGCCGAGAAGCUGCAGCAGCGUAACGGCAAGGACGCGGGAGGGCAGGAUCCCCACCAGCAGCACCAGGUCCAGACGCACAUUCCGCUCGCGCCGCAGAAGGCGCAGAAAAUACCGAUGGCCACCAACGUGACGACGACCUCGAUGGCGGCGUCGGCCGUUGGUGCGUCGGCGAUGGCUUCGAAGGUGGCGGCCACCGACUCCGCCGCGCGACUGAAACUUGCCUCCGUGGGUAGCGCCGGGCGAAAACUGGACGCCAAAUCCGAAAGUAAAACUAGUUUACUCCAGCACCACCAGCUUCAGCAGCAGCAGCAGCAGCAGCAGUCCCCGAAAAGCAUGGUGCAAUCCCAACAGCAGCAGCAACAACACCAGCUGCAACAGAUGCAACAGAUGCAGCAGCAGCAACAACAACAGUCUGCAGUGAACACCGGCAUUCCCAAACCGAUGGCUGCCAUCAAGGGAACGAGUAAGCCCUCCUCGCAGCUGCUGUCUCCAGGGUCCGGUUUAAAGGAGGAAGGAGCCGUGUGCAAGGGAGCUUCCCCGCCGAACAACAACAACGCCAACGGAGGACCGCAGAUCAGUGUUAGUGGCAACAACAACUCCAUGCUGGGGCAGCAGCAACAGCUGACCACGAACAGCGGAACCAACAGCAUGUCCGACAGUAUGCACUCGAACUCCACGCAAGGUGCCUCGAUGGGGCAGCACUCGAACUCGAGCGAAACGUCCAGUGUGGUCGCGUACCGGCCCAGCUCGGAGUCGGGAUCCGAGCAGCUGAUCCAUUCCCCGCAGAAGCUCGUCCCCGCCAACGGUGGUCCCGGUCCGCUGCUCUACGCCGGUCAACCGGAUGUGAAUCUCAACAGUAGCAGCGUUAACGGUAGUCCGGCGGCACAACAGAAUGGCGGUGCGGGGCACGUCUUCCACAACGGUAACCAUAACCUCAACAACAAUAACAACAACAACCUCAGCAAGUUCAACACCGUCCCGACGAAAAUCCUCAACACUGCCAACCCGGGGGGCGGCCCGACGACGAUCUACGAGCAGGAGGAGAAGCAGAUCACCGUGCUUCCGAUGAGGCCGCUCCUGCGAGGCUACAACAGCCACGUUACACUGCCGACCCGCGGUACCCGUGGGCAUCAUCCGCAUGUCCAGCACCAUCACCAUCAGCUGAUGGCGGCCGACUACUGCGAAGACUACGGUGGCCCGGGUGGAGGAUACUGCAGCGAUGGUGACGCACUUCGGAAGAUCCCGGCCCGCUACUCCGACAAUAUCGACAACGGCUACCUCUCGGAGGGCGGUGGUGGUGGAGGGGUAAGCAUGCUGACCGCCAAUGGCCGCCAGCAGCACGCGUCCUACAUCAGCUCGCUGCGCGCCCGGACCCAACUCCCGACGACCAUCGAAGAGCGAUGUCGUAGCAGCCGAGGCGAUCAUCUGGACAGUGUGGGAACGAACCCACCUGCAAUGGAGCACUCACAUGUGAACGGCAAAAGCAGCAGCAGCAGCAGCAGCGCUCGUCACAGCAGCGGAAGCUCGGUCGGCCCGAACGGACGUGAAUACUGGGGCAAGCUUCCGGACCCGGCGUCAUCGGGCGGCCAUGGUAGCAGCAGCAACGGUGGCACCAACAGCCAGCACAGCUCGCAACCACCGAGUCCUACCGUGUCGCGCAAGGAUAAGGCCGGCUCCAGCCCGAGCCAGUCCCGGCGCAGCACACCCUCGUCCAAGGGAGCCUCCGGUCGGGCCAAAUCGGGUGGAGUCCCGCAGAGCUUCGGCUACAUCAAGCGAACCAACGGUGGCUCCACCAUGCCGGGAGUGGAUCCGCACCAACAGCAACAGCAACAGCUUCAGCAGCAGCAACAACAGCAAGGACAGAAUCUGCUCACCGGUGGCCGAACGGCCCACGUCUCGGCCGUCCCGCGCUCGAGCAAGCUAAAGGUUUCCGGUGGUACGCAGACAACCACGGCCGACUUCCAAGCCAAAGUGCAGCAGCAUCCGCAGUAUCGAAGCUUCUCGCUGACGGGACCCGGAGCGGCGCAGCUCAGCCAGUCGGUGAAAGAAAGGUUUGGCUCCGGAACGCACAGUUUGCCUAAGCCCGGUUUAGAUAUGCAUGUCUUCCAACAUAGAAUGUCCAAUCGCGCCUCUGCCAAGCUCACCGAUGGCAGCCUCUCGGACACGCAAACGUACGCCGAGGUGAAGCCCGACUACGGCUCGUACGCCAUGUGGCUGAAGCACUCGAACACGGCCAGCAGUCGCCUGUCGGAGGGUGACACGCUGGACGCCAUCUCGAUGGGCAGCUCGCCGGCGGCCGCCGUCGCCGCCGUGACCGGGUCACCCGGAUCCGUCACCCGACCGCACAAGCUGCUCCACCAUCAGCGUGGGGAAACGCAACAGCCCCACCACCACCAUCACCAUCACUCCAACACCACCACGGCCACCAACAGUCCGCGUCUCAAUCGAAGCAAUAGCAUCAGCUAUCUGAAAGAACGGACCUAUCCCAGAUCGACCAAGUCGGAGAAAAUGUACCCAUCGAUGCUGAGCCGCGGUCCAGAUGUGGAAAUCGAACCGUACUACUGUCUCCCGGUUGGGACGGUUGUCCACCCCGGCAAUGGGAUGGUUCCGUGGAGUCAACCGACUUCUCCGACGCCACCGGCCCGCGGUUUCGCAGGACUUCUGUCGCCCACGCACACGAACGCGGGCAACGCCGGUGGUCGCCUUACGUACCCGAAGAAGAACGAUGAAGUGCAUGGUAGUCAAGCGUCGCUGCUGUCGGGAGGAUCGUCCCUGUACGGUUCCACCGAGGAACGGCAGGCCGGCGAAGUGCGUCGCCUGAAACGAGAACUUAUAGAUGCCCGGGACCAGGUCAUGAGUCUUUCCAGCCAGCUGUCAACAAACGCGCACGUGGUGGCUGCGUUCGAGCAGAGCCUUUCCAACAUGACCCACAGACUGCAGUCGCUGACGGCGACAACGGAGAAGAAGGAUAGCGAAAUACUGGAGAUGCGCCAAACGAUAGAGCUGCUGCGGAAGCAAUCGAUCCAGGCCGGUUUAACUACCGCCCAUAUGCAGAGUAUGGGCGUACAAGUUAAUGGGCAGGUCAACGGAACGGCGACCGCAACAGAGCAGACGAAGACUACGACGACCAACGCCGCCACAGCAAAUGCCACCGCCGCCGCCUCCGCCACCAACAAUGGCACGAUGCCGGCAGCACCGGUGGGUGGUGGGGUGGAAAUGCAACGGCACCAUAGCUCCGACUCUAUGUGCUCGUUGAAUUCGGUCAGUUCCGGCUGCUCUGCCCAGGACAAGAACAAGAAGAAGAAGGGCUGGCUGCGAAGCUCCUUUACCAAAGCGUUUUCGCGGAAUGCAAAAAUUUCCAAAACGAAUCGCCACGUGACGGCGGGAGGUGGUGGUGGUGGCGGAGCAGGCGGUGGUCAGACGACGAGUACGAGCGAUGGUAACCACCAUCAUCAUCAUCACCACCAUCACCAUCAUCAUGGGUCGACGGUGGAGAAUGGAACAAACGCGACCCUGAAUACGACCGGCGUAGGGUUGGGGCCGUUGAACGGCGGAGGAGGAGGUCUUAAGCAGACCGGCAUUCCCGGUGUGCCACCAGUUGCUGGAUUACCACCGCCAUCCCCUACUAAGGGCAGUCCACACAAAACGAUGACUGUUAUAGACAAUGCCAAACCAGUAGAUGCCAUUGAGCUAAACGGAAACCCGGUGGUGGAAGAUCUCAAGAAGCAGCUACGGGAGAAAGAUCUCGUCCUGACGGACAUCCGGUUGGAGGCGCUCAGUUCGGCAUCGCAGCUCGAAAGCCUGAAGGACACGGUGAUGAAGAUGCGCCAGGAGAUGAUGAACCUCAAGCACAACAAUGAAAGACUGCAGCGGCUAGUGACGACGCGCUCGCUGGCCGGAAGCGAGGUGUCCCUCGGACCGGUCAGUCCGAGUGGUUCGAUCGGUGAACCGCGCCGUUACAGUCUUGCCGCAGACAACGGUAUGGGAAGGGCACCGUUGGAGUUGCCACAAAACCUGGACGAAACCGAGGAGGACAAUAUUCCACCGGCGCCGGCCCCCGAACCACCACCAGCGCCCCUCAGCCCGGCGAUCAUCGCUGAACUUUCGCCCACGAUCGAGCGGGCGGCCAUGGUGAACGAAAUCCUAACGACACCCGCCGAAGACGUGGCCGAUCCGGUGGAUGGGAAGAAGAUUUCGAUCGCCGUCUACCUUGGCCAGCCGGAAUCGUUCCCGAAGUACGCGGAAGAGAUGAACGAAUGUGAUAACUACUUCCACUCGUCGCCGGACGAUGAGGCGGAGGACGGCGACGACAAGCUGGAGGGCGGUGAGAAGGGCAAAUCGGCAUCGUUCUCCGUCGGCAGCGGGGUGGAAACGAACGAGUUUAUCAUCGCCUACACGUACAUCUCGGGCAAGACGACCUGGCAGAACCUGGACUAUAUCGUGCGGAAGACCUUCAAGGACUAUUUGUCGCGGAUUGAUCCGGGCACGAAUUUGGGUCUGAACACGGACUCCAUCACGUCGUACCAUCUCGGGGAGGCAAAGCGUGGCCCGGAGAUGGGCUUCCCGGAGCUGCUGCCCUGCGGGUACAUCAUCGGGAACGUGAAGACAUUGUACAUCUGCCUGCAGGGUGUCGGAAGCCUCGCGUUCGAUAGUCUUAUUCUGCGGAAUAUCGUUCACCGGUAUAUCUCGCUGCUGACCGAGCAUCGGCGGUUGAUUCUUUGUGGACCGAGUGGUACGGGCAAGUCGUACCUGGCCCGUAAGCUCGCCGAGUUCCUCGUUGCCCGUGCUGGGCGUGACAAUCCGAUCGAAGCGAUCGCUACAUUCAAUGUUGAUCAUAAGUCAUCAAAGGAGCUCCAGCAGUACCUCGGUCAUAUUGCCGAGCAAGCGUCGAUGUCGAACGGAGCCGCCGAAGAGCUUCCGGCCGUUAUUAUCCUGGAUAACCUACACCACGCAUCCGCCCUCGGGGAUGUGUUUUCCUGCCUGCUAAGUGCCACAGCCGCCAAGUUGCCCUGCAUUAUCGGAACGAUGUCGCAGGCGACGUGCAACACUACCAACCUUCAACUGCAUCACAACUUCCGUUGGGUUCUUACGGCAAACCACAUGGAACCGGUGAAAGGUUUCCUCGGUCGUUUUCUGCGGCGCAAACUGUUCUCCGUCGAACUGCAGCUUCAACAGCAACAGCCACAGCUCGAAAAGGUGUUGAAAUGGUUACCCACCGUGUGGCAGCAUAUCAACAGCUUCCUCGAGGCGCACAGCUCGAGCGACGUCACGAUCGGUCCCCGUUUGUUCCUCUCCUGCCCGAUGAAUCUACCCGAUUCGCAGGUUUGGUUCACGGAUGUGUGGAACUACCAUCUUGCGCCGUAUCUAAUGGACGCCGUCCGGGAGGGAGUACAACUGUACGGACGUCGAGGCGGUGCUUGGGUCGAUCCGUGUACGUACAUCCGCGAGACGUACCCGUGGCCGAUUGGACCCACCACCGUGCCGCAGCUGCGACAAAUCACAGCCGAUGAUGUUGGGCUCGAGGCCAGCGCUCCUGGAAACUCGGAAAACCAGGAUCCACUGUUGAACAUGCUGAUGCGCCUGCAGGAAGCGGCCAACUACAAUGGCAACACGGAGCAGGAUUCCGAUUGUGCCAGUCUGGACUCGAACAUGACGCACGACAGUUCGGCAGGAGCAGAAUAAAGGAGAGCCAAGCCAAAUACCGUUUUACCCUCCCGCUCUAGCAGUGACCGGUGAAACGAGUGGAAUUGUUGUAUUUGUAGGGCAAGAAGAAUUGAACCAAACGAUCACAUCACUCCUAAAACACCGAUAGCCCCCAAAAACUCGGUUUGAGCGAGGUCUCGAGGUAUAAGUUUUGAUACGUCGACUACGAAAAACGUAAAUCAAUAGUAAAUCAACCAAACAGUGUUGCAAAAGCAUUUAAGCACCACGAUCCUUAGAACUGUGUGUGUGUGUGGGGAUGAUGGUGUGAAAUAGGCUAUUAAUUGAUUUCCCUCCGAUGACCCGAUGAAACGAUUUGCGAAUUUGUGCAUGAGAAUGCAUUCGGGUGUCAUCACACACACACUGAUCAUCAUCAUUAAGGCUCAUUAACGCAAGUGAAGCCAUUAAAUUAAUUAACCGAUACCCCGCAAUGGUUAAGGAGGAGAGAGAGAGGAAACCGAAAAACACGAGCAAAAGAAAAACAGAAGAAUCGCAACACCAAUUUUGUGAUAUCAAUUUCACAAGCCAGUGCGCAAAACGAUAGUGGUUUGCACAUGAUGAUGAUGGCAUGAAAACUGGGUGUUUACCCGUAAAGGAUCCGAAGGGAAACGAGAACCACAAAAUUGCAGUGAAAAAAAAGAGUAACAUCGGCCCCGGGGGGGUGUGGGGUCGGUUCUGUGGAAACCGAUGAAACGAUUUCAAAAUUGCCCAGGUUGAGCCAGAACCCCCCUCGGGCGGGUGACAUUGAUUGCACACCAUUGCGUGUUCAAACGCGCGGAAAACCGAUCGUUUGAUCUUUCCAAAUUGCAACAACGCUGCUGUAACGGAUAGUUGGAUGAAAGUUAAUGAAAACAUACUGCCUCCACGAAAAAAGGGAAUUGCGUGAACAACAACAAUAUAACACGGAACCACAAACACAUACACCAACCAACCAACCAACCAAACCAAUGCGUUCAACGGAAACAAUAAUCAAAUUGAGAAUAGCUGGGAGAAAUAAUGCUCUUAAAUUUAUAAAGUAUCGAACACCAGUUUGAGAGAGGGGACUCGGAAGAACCGAGAGGUCGCCAAGCAAAUCCACAGAGGAACCGUGUUACACGUGCCGCUGUGUGUUUCUGGACACAUUUGAAGUUUUCUCUAUCCGCGCGCAGUUUUUUCUUCGCGGCGGGCUUUUGAUGUGUGUAUUUUUCGUAUUCGAGAAGGAAACGAGGGCAGCUUCCUUAUUUAAAGGAAAGGCGAGCGAUAGUUCGGGAUAAGAGGCACAUGGACGUUCACGAACGUGGUUAUAGUUUAUUUCAUACCUUCUGUACAUAAUGCACUCCCCCAGCAUAAAGGGGGUCAAAAGCGUCUUGGCAACUGCAUCCCUACAAUGAGAGCCAGAUAGAACUACCUUUACUCUACUAUUCACAAACAUACGUUCGUACGUCGGGGUACAGUAUCAUACACUAGUAUCAUAAUCGAUCGCGUAUAUUUCAUCUAGCUAGCUAGUUUAUGAAAUUUAGAACUUAAAGCAUACACAUAAGGAAUCGUGUAAAAAAGCAAACCUAAGCCGACUAAGCUUACAACACCCUCUUAUCAUCCUAUCGAUUGUAUUCGUUAACAAACUCGUUCGAUUGUUUGUCGCUGCUAAAGCUUUAAUCAAUGGCCGUUUUCUUUUUGACCCCUAACAACCGACAGUCCUUUCCACUUCCAUCGUCCCUAAUGUUGCCCCAAACCGCCUCUGAGCCGUUAUCAUGUCACCUCUUUUUUGCGAUCCAUGUUUUGUAAAAUAGUGUAGAAUAAUUUUUUUCUGUAUGUGCCCGUUUUCUCACUCCCCCUCCCGGCCUCACGAUGGUCGUCCUUUUGUUGAAGUAAAGUUUUCACCCUCCGCACUCGGUUCCCUGCUUCCAAUGUCAUUGCCCUUCUGGCAAGCGAUAUUAUCUAAAACAAACUCAUUAAACUCGUGAUAAACCAUCAAGAAACAAAUCAAACUCAACUGCAGUUUAU